Molecule: messenger RNA, 1326 nt
Organism: Truncatella angustata
Lineage: Eukaryota; Fungi; Ascomycota; Sordariomycetes; Amphisphaeriales; Sporocadaceae
Exons: 1
Coding region: 481-966 (161 amino acids)
Source: RefSeq, a predicted model, not a curated record
UUUGCCCAAGCGCAACAGCAUAAUUCAUAAUGAAGCGACUUAACUACAUCCCUUGGGGCGUCUUACGCGGGUCUGGAUCUGCCUUGUCCCGCAAUGUGCACCGUUGCUGGUACAGAGCCAACGGCUGUGGCGACUCCUAGGUGACACCCAGGUGACGCGAGCCCCCAUGGUGAUCAGCUCCCCGAGUGAUCAGUUCCCAAGCUUAGACUAGACUAAUUGCAAAUGACCCAGACACUAUGAAUCUUGUACUUUCAAAGUCAUUCUGUCAAUUCGUCACUCAAAUGCUACAAAACCGACUGAAACAGUUUACUAUCCCACGUUCUAAUAUCCUCUCCAAGGUUUUCCUCCAGUCACGACGUCAUUGAUAUAUAGCUUCCACAAUUUGACACAUAGAUAGUCAGCCUCAAUCGGCCGCUGCCCCUGCAUCCUCUUCCUUUGACGAGCGCACACUGAAUAGCAGCAUCUGUACCCAAACGCGCCAUGACACGCAUAUUCCAAAUUGGUCUUCUGACGGAAGCCUUUCUCAACAUCUCAGGUUCACUGGUCUUCCUCCGCUACCCAUUAUGGUGUCUCUCUUACAUGCUGCCUCAAUCAACGACGGGUAAAACGACGACCGUCCCCGCCAGCGCCGCCGUACUAUGGCAGAUUUACGCUGGGUUGGUCUUGGCACUCACGGUGCCGAUCCUCAUGGUGGUCCCGGAGUCAAGGGCUGUCUACGAGAAGCGGGAUCUCGUCUUUAAAACGCUUACCGCAGGAGAGGUGGCCCUGGUCGGCAUACUAGGGUGGCAUGGGCUCGGCUUUUCGGAAGAGCAGGAAGGAGGAUUCAGUCGAGCUGGGUUGCUAACCACUGCGUCUCUCCUCUUACCUGCGCUGACAUGGCAUUCUUUUGCUGUGUGGCUCAGACCGGACCUCAUGCGUCCUGAGAGUAGCACCAAGUCAGUUCUAGACCAGAAAAAGGGCUUGUAAUGCGACGACGGUCGGGAUAUUUCCCUCAAGGGGUUCCUAUAUAUCACUGUGUUCAAAUGGCUAGACAGUAUGUUGAUCACUCACUGCACAAAGGCGUAGCCUACUCCAAGUCAUCUACUUAAACGACACUGCUUGGCAUUUCAUCAUGAAUAAUAGUACAACGAACCAAGACGAUACCUUGGGCGAUGAAUAGGCAAGUCUAACAUGAGGUCGUAGACGCCAUUUGGACCGCUUCAGACAGUGUGAUAUAGUGUCUCUUGUAACAUUGCCAUUCCGUUUAUGUCAUAAAAAAAAUAGUCUUUGCACAAUGAUUGGACGAGCCUUCCAUUCAUAGCCUAGCCAAGCCAAUGCGCAUGGCGC